CCGCCUUACCUGACCUUCCCUCUCUGCAAACAGUCAGCCUGUGCUAGUCACGUGAUGUUGUGACGUCAGCAGGUCCUUUCUGACUAUAGCAGCCGUUACCCUGGUGUUUGUGCUGAGGCCGAAAUUGCAGCGCACGUGGGGAAGAAGAUGGAGCUGCUGGCGGCGGAGCUUCACCGGGUGCAGGCGCUGAAGUUCGGCAGCUUUACCCUGAAGAGUGGGGUCCUGUCCCCCGUCUACUUCGACCUGAGGGUGAUCGUGUCCUACCCGGCGCUGCUCAACCAGGUCGCGGAUCGCCUCUAUCAGACGGCUCAGGAUGCGGGGGUGCAGUAUCACACGGUCUGCGGCGUUCCGUACACCGCCCUCCCCCUCGCCACCAUCAUUUGCGUGAAUCACCAGUUACCGAUGCUGAUCCGCAGGAAAGAGGCCAAAGGCUACGGAACAAAGCGUCUGGUGGAGGGCACCAUAACCCCUGGGGACACCUGCCUGAUCAUUGAGGACGUUGUGACGAGUGGCUCCAGCGUCCUGGAGACAGCGGAGGUGCUCCGACGGGAGGGGCUGCAGGUGACGGACGCCAUUGUGCUGGUGGACAGAGAACAGGGCGGCCGGGAGAAGCUGGCGGAGAGCGGCAUCACGCUGCACGCCAUCUGCACCCUCAGCCAGCUCAUGGACGUCCUGCAGCAGCUAGGGAAGGUGGACGCAGAGACGGUGGAAAACGUCCGGAGGUUUAUAACAGGGAGUAAGGUGAGCGCACCAGUCAAGGCCCCCUGCAGCGCCCUCAGCUACUCCACCCGCGCCGCUCUCCCCGGCACUCACCCUAUGGCACAGCGGCUGCUCCGCCUGAUGGAGAAGAAGCAGAGUAACCUGUGCGUGUCAGCCGACCUCACGGACUGUGCGGAGCUGCUCCAGUUGGCUGAGGAGCUGGGACCCUCCAUCUGUAUGCUGAAGACCCACGUGGACAUCCUGAGUGACUUCACUCCCGACGUCUCCUCCCGGCUCCGGGCGCUCGCUGAUCAGCACGACUUCCUCAUCUUCGAAGAUCGCAAGUUUGCAGACAUUGGGAACACGGUGAAGCACCAGUAUGAGGGUGGCGUUUUCAGAAUCUCAUCUUGGGCUGAUGUGGUAAACGUCCAUGCUGUGCCAGGCCCCGGGGUGGUACAAGGUCUACAGGAGGUGGGGGAGGAGCUGGGCAGGGGCUGCCUCGUGAUCGCCGAGAUGAGCUCCAAGGGGUCACUGGCUACUGGAGAGUACACCAAGGCGGCUGUGCGUCUGGCGGAGGAGUACCCCACUUUUGUGUUCGGCUUUAUCUCUGGAGGUAAAGUGAGUGAGCGGCCGCAGUUUCUGCACCUGACGCCAGGGGUCCAGAUGCAGCCGGGAGGAGAUUCUCUGGGGCAGCAGUACCAGACGCCACAUGAGGUCAUGAACAAGGGCUGUGACGUCAUAAUCGUGGGCCGCGGUAUCCUUUCAUCUAACAAGCGGCUGGUGGCGGCGGAAAUGUACCGGCGGGCUGGCUGGGAGGCUUAUGUGGCCAGGACUGGCGGGGGACCAUGAGUCCCUGCCGAUGGUCGCUAUUACGGAUGAGCGAAAGUCUAUUCGCGUAAAAUUUAGUUCUAAUACUGUAUGGCGCUCCCGCUCCGUACAGUAUUAGAAUGUAUUGGCUCCGAUGAGCCGAAAUUAUUGCUUCACUUCAUGCAAUGACUUCAUAAAUUAAUUUGUAUUGUAAAAAAAAACAUUUCCCAAACUGUGGUUCGGUUCUAAGGUAGCACUUGGAACCAAACCUGAGUUCGGUAAUUAUUUUUGUAUUUUUUUUUUUUUUUAAUGAAGUUCUAUAGUAUUCAAUUCAUGGCCGGCUCUGUCCAAUAUACACUGGCGAUCAAAAUUGGAGAACAAUUUAUGAACACUUGAUAUAUAGGGAGCGCACAUGUUGCUGCGAGGGCCGUAAGUGUAAACGGACCCAACUAUCAAAGGGAACGAAGGGCUUGUUGGCAGGAGCACAGGGAAACCAAUAAGCAAGAUAAUGGUUGGAGGACGUCUAUUAUAGAACAAGGAGGGGAAGGAGUGGGGCUCAGAGGAGGCAUGAAAGGGAAGGCCGUAGACUCAACACGGAAUCAAUAGGAAACAGUUUGAUAAAUAGACAAUGGGUUUAUAGAAAAUAUAUUUUUUUUAUUUUUUUUAUAUAUAUAUUUUAAUAGUUUGGACUUUUCAGACGUGGCGAUAUGUGAUGUUUAUUUAUAUAUUUUAUAUGUUA
Molecule: messenger RNA, 2245 nt
Organism: Bufo gargarizans (Asiatic toad)
Lineage: Eukaryota; Metazoa; Chordata; Amphibia; Anura; Bufonidae
Product: uridine 5'-monophosphate synthase-like
Exons: 6
Coding region: 148-1548 (466 amino acids)
Biological process (GO): 'de novo' UMP biosynthetic process; 'de novo' pyrimidine nucleobase biosynthetic process
Molecular function (GO): orotidine-5'-phosphate decarboxylase activity; orotate phosphoribosyltransferase activity
Source: RefSeq, a predicted model, not a curated record